Molecule: messenger RNA, 2085 nt
Organism: Neurospora tetraspora
Lineage: Eukaryota; Fungi; Ascomycota; Sordariomycetes; Sordariales; Sordariaceae
Exons: 2
Coding region: 1360-1617 (85 amino acids)
Source: RefSeq, a predicted model, not a curated record
AAGUCAAGUCUCUGCCCCCAAACUCAAAAUCUUUUCCAUCACACGCUGCCGUGAGACCAACAAGUACCAAACACCAUAUGACAUCGCACUACCUCUAGCGGCACGGUGACACGACGCGUCCCGGUAGCAGUAGUUCACGUAGCAGAGGUCCAGACCGGGCAGGGCAGCAUCUCUCGUUCUACGUCAAGAAUGCGGGGGUGGAGACCGGGCGGGGGGAUCAUCAUGACAGGGACACAACAUGUCGAACUGGUCGAUCAUCAGAUCGGGGAUUUAAUUUGUUGACGAGUAGCGACAGAUAUAUUGAGGCAAGUGAAGCUGUUGGCAGCUUUGCCCUUUCCGCCCUUCCCAUCGAUACGAGCGGCGGGGAGAUUUUGGCGUUACCGUCUUAUGUAUGUAGCCGUUGUCAGGCUGACUUGAGUUUUGGGUUUGGGUUGUUGACCAUGUUUUUCGUGAUAUUUACCCCUUGAACUUGCUUCAAUGGUGGUUGGGUGCAUCGCAGCUUCCUCUUCUUAGGCCCUGAUCCGUGCAAGUUCUUUCCUCGUUUACUUUUUCUUCCCAGUCGCUUUCCCCCAAAGUCAGAUGCACUGCAGUCUUUUAAACUUUCCGUUAACAAAGCUUUGCUUCAUGCCCAUAUCACAACCGUCAAGACAUGUAUCUUACCUGCACUCUUGACAGACACUCUAGAUACCUACAUAUCGUAUUUUACCGGGUCCAGACACACAUCCGCGCGCGCAAACCGUAACAGCCGCUUACACGCAGCCGCCAUCCACAAAACGCGGGCGACCAACAGCCGCGCUUCUCUUCUUACCUCGCUUACCCCUUCCUUGUAAUGCCUCCCCCGGGCCCCCCACGGUUUUGCACCCAUGAAGACUCCUUCCCUACUUGCAAUCACUGAAGAAAUCUUAUCCCAUCCACAUGACCCCGAAAGGAUUUUAUCCCCCCUCCUCAGAAUUUAGAAGGCGGGACGGAGCCGAAGACGGGGAACGGAAGGUACGGGCGGAGUCACCCGUACGCGCGGAGUACUACGGAACGGAGAGCUCCUCCUACCUGCCCGCGGGUCAUUUUCGACAGAUUCCUUUUUUUUCGGGUCGGCCAUCACUCAAUGUUACAAACACCGAAUACCGAGGAUCAAAAGGUUUGUAAUCGUAAUGUGGAUGACAUGGGCGAAGAUAUGGGGAAAUAUGAGGGGGGUUUAAAUAAAGGGACGCAUGGUAAUUUAUCCCACGUGUUUUGGGUGGGACGAUUUGCGGAGAGUCGGAGGGGGAGGGAGGGGAGGAGGGGUUAUAUAAUUCGGAUAGAUGGGAGCCUCGUCAUUUGAGUUUUUAGUUGAUACUCGAGCUGCGCUGACCGAAGUUGGAAAUGCGGUGCUUUUUUUCCUUGUCUUCUCUUGUCUUCAAAUCUGUGUUGUUUCGUUUCAGCCCGGCAAGUGAAGCUGAAGGGUUCAAGUCAUUCCGCAAAACCUUCAGUUCAGCCUCGGAUCAUGUCCUUGUGUGGAAAAGAAACGAAAGACGGGCCAAAAACCAAGGACGUAUUUUCGUCCUCGACAUGGCAGUUUUCGAACACGAAGACACACACCACCACGGUUACCAAACCAAAUAUCGAAAAUCCAAAAGCUGAAGCAAAAGAAAGCGAUUUUGAUGUAAAAAGAGGUGUGGUUGCAAAUCUUCCUCCCCAACAAGGGUGCUUUACUGGCCUCAACCGGCCCUGGUAUUACUAGUCCCCGUACAAAAAGCGUGGAGCGUGGGGGAAGAUGUCACACCUAAACACCACGUCCAAUCCAGUAGAUAGGGUAGUUGGCGUUUAUGUCGUGCUGUGUGCAUUUAAACGCCAGUUACGCCUUGAACCGACAGAUGCACAUACUCACGAGGUGCGCCAGCUGUUGCGAGUAUUCGGUGGGCGUGUGUUGGCGAGUACGUGUGCCGUUAGUAACUGUACUUAGUUGCGCGGGGGUUUGAGGAAACUGCAGUGGGAAGAUGAGAGAAGUGCUGUUACGUCUUCUGUCUACGACUUAGUUGGACUUUGUCUAAUGAUGAGUAAAAAGGAGCCCUUCAAACUGCUUUCCAGCAUGGAUUUUUAGAGUCUGGG